Blepharisma stoltei is the source of this 603-nucleotide messenger RNA. Lineage: Eukaryota; Ciliophora; Heterotrichea; Heterotrichida; Blepharismidae. The record is from the annotation of a GenBank genome assembly.
AUGAAAGAAUCAUCAUAUAAAGAGCCUUUGCUGGGUAGUUCUGUUGACCAAUUAAGCGCUGAAAUUAAAGAAGAUCUCUCGGUCCUUAAUUUUGGCUCAGCCAAAAUGACACAAAAAUCGCAAAAAGAAAUGAUGGAAACAAUCAGAUCAAAGCUGGAAAAAUUAAAUUACAUAAAUGUUUCAUCAAAUCUAGAAUUCAAGCGAAAAGAACAAAAUUAUUUAGAACUUACAAAAGAAUAUCAAGAAUUAUCACGAAGGACACAACCUUUCCAAUACCAAGAUGCUCUAGUAAGAGAUGAUUUUAAUAGGCCAAUACUAGAAGAAAGGAAUAAACAGGUUAGUGCUAUUGAGCUUAAAAUGAUGGCAGUUAGCGAACUAAUGAAAGAAGCCUCUGGACUUGCUAGCUUGCAAGACCACUCGUUAAAUGUAGUUGCUUCUAAUAUAGAUGUCGCAAAUAAUAAUGUCAAUGAAGGCAUGCAGGAGCUUAGCCAGGCAAGGGAAAGCCAAGGAACUAAAAUCAGAAUUCUGAAAUGCACAUUGAUAUGUGUUUUGGUAUUUAUAGCUAUUUUGAUCCCUCUUGCAGUUUUUAAAUAUUUGGUUUAA